Messenger RNA from Betta splendens (Siamese fighting fish), 2594 nucleotides. RefSeq names its product STEAP family member 2, metalloreductase (gene steap2). Lineage: Eukaryota; Metazoa; Chordata; Actinopteri; Anabantiformes; Osphronemidae. The transcript is spliced from 7 exons. The record is from RefSeq and is a predicted model, not a curated record. The coding region runs from base 202 to 1755 and encodes 517 amino acids. Gene Ontology annotation, cellular component: endosome; plasma membrane. Gene Ontology annotation, molecular function: ferric-chelate reductase (NADPH) activity; cupric reductase (NADH) activity. Gene Ontology annotation, biological process: copper ion import.
CUGCGGAAGUCGGAAGAAGAGGAGAAAUGGGAUAUCCGACAGCCCUCGAACGCAGCACGUGUUUAGACAGCGGAUGCUGGCCACCAUCAGGAUCAUUAUGGGCAGCUAGCAGCUGGUCUGCGUUUCAGCAUCAGCAGCAGCAUCCAUAUGGCUGACAGACUUAUUGGGGCAUUUUAAGAAGAAACAUAAGAAGAAGUGAAGAUGGACUCUAUCUCUAUGAUGGGCAGCAGCAGGAGCCCCGUCUUUCUCACAGCGUCCUCUUCCUCCCACCACUUCCACCAUUCCCAGUCCUGUUUCCUCUCCCACACCUUGAAGAACGGCGUCAGGCUUGGCGACGCCGGCGCUUCCUGUUGCCCCGUUCAGCCCGCCGUGGCCAUCCUGGGCUCGGGCGAUUUCUCCAAGUGCCUGACCGUGCGCCUGCUGCGCUCGGGCUUCCACGUGGUGGUGGGCAGCCGCCAUCCCAAACUGGCGGCCCAGUCGUUCCCACACGUGGUGGAUGUGACGCACCACGAGGAUGCUGUGGGGAAGGCCGGCAUUGUGUUCCUGGCGAUCCGCCGUGAGCACUACUCUCUCCUGUGGGACCUUAAACAUCUCCUGGAAGGGAAGAUCCUGGUGGAUGUGAGUAACAACAGGAGGGUGAACCAGUAUCCAGAGUCCAACGCUGAGUAUCUGGCUUCUCUGCUGCCAGACUCCAUCAUUGUCAAAGGCUUCAAUGUCAUCUCAGCCUGGGCCAUGCAACAGAGCUGCCCCAAAGACGCCAGCUGUCAGGUGUUCAUCUGCAGCGACUCCGUGGAGGCCCGGCAGCAGAUCAUGGAGCUCGCCCGCCAGCUCAGCUUCCAGCCCGUGGACAUGGGCACCCUGUCGUCGUCGCGGGACAUCGAGAACAUGCCCAUACAGCUGUUCCCCGGCUGGAGGGGCCCGGUGCUCGCUGCCGUGGCCCUGUCCAUCUUCUUCUUUGCCUACUCCUUCGUGCGAGACAUCAUCCACCCUUAUGUGAAGUACAAGCAGAGCGACUUCUACAAGAUCCCCAUAGAGAUGGUGAACCGGACGCUGCCCACUGUUGCCGUCACUCUUUUGGCCCUGGUGUACCUGGCAGGCCAGCUGGCAGCCGCUCACCAGCUCUACUACGGGACCAAGUACAGGCACUUCCCGCACUGGCUGGAGGGCUGGCUGCAGAGCCGGAAGCAGCUGGGUCUCCUCAGCUUCUUCCUGGCUGCCAUCCACGUCCUCUACAGCCUCUGUCUGCCCAUGAGGAGAUCAGAGCGGUACCUGCUGCUCAACACUGCCUACCAGCAGGUCCACGCUAACGUGGAGAACGCGUGGAACGAGGAGGAGGUGUGGAGGGUGGAGAUGUACGUGUCCUUUGGGGUGAUGAGUCUGGGACUCCUGUCACUCCUGGCCAUCACCUCCAUCCCCUCCGUCCACAGCAUGCUCAACUGGAGGGAGUUCAGCUUCAUACAGUCCACUCUGGGGUACAUCGCCCUGCUCAUCGCCACCUUCCACGGCCUGCUGUUCGGCUGGAAGCGGGCCUUCGAGGAGGAGGCCUACCGCUUCUACCUGCCCCCGAGCUUCAUGGUGGCCCUGGCCCUGCCCGUGUGCGUCAUACUGGGGAAGCUUCUCAUGCUCCUCCCUUGUGUCGCUCGCAGGCUGCACAGGAUCCGCCGGGGUCAGGACAGCAGCCAGUACCGGUGCCAGCGCCUGGAGCCAGUGGGCUCGGCCGCCCACGUGUCACCGGAGAGAGUCACCAUCAUGUGAUCGCUGCUGCAUUACUGGGAUAUUCACAUAUGAAAUCAUAGUUAGCUAAGGGCAAAAUAUUACUUCGUACUGUAGUUGUGUAUUUUUCUGACAUGUGUAUGUUAUUGCUGUAACUACCGUGGCUACUGAUUUUGUACUCAUACUUUGCUACUAACUAAUACCAGUCUUGUAUUAUUAGUAUAUGGAACAGCUGAGUCGGAGAAAAUACCCCAGAGUGUGGGGCCGGAAGUCUGAGGGUAAGAACUGAAAAGGUGAAGUGAUGAAGUGUUCACUCAGCAGCUGUGACCUGGUGAAUAGAAAGAAUAGAUACCGUACUGAGCGGUAUUAGAGCUAGAACAAGCUCCCGGGCUUUAAAUCGGUCAGUGUCACAACUCGAACUUAAGCAUCCUGAGGUUUUGUUGAUGUUUCUCUUUCAGUCUUGACAAACUGAAUGAUCUUCAUACAUCAACACGUUUUGCACACCCCGUUAUUAUCUUGUAAUAACGCAGAUGAUGGGGAAGCACAGGCGUCAAAGUCGUUUCAUUUCUGCAUAUUCACCACCUGCUGACCAUAGACGUAGCGGCAGCACUGUUUUCUGUGUCCAUCUGUCCUGCUCUAAUCGGUGGGAUCACACAUUUCAGUUAGACUAUCACAGUGAUCUCUGUUAGUUAAUAUUUUAUUGAAUGCAGUAAAGAUAAAGGCAUCAAAAACUGAAGUAUACAGUAGCUGAAACAGUUUGUUAUUUUUAUUAUUCGUACGGUAACCUGAUACAUUGUAAUGUAUUUUUUCUGUGCAGUUGUCUUUACAUGUAUACACGUAUUGUUACUAAGCAAUAAAUCCCUGUGUAUUUUAGACAUUAA